Molecule: messenger RNA, 1006 nt
Organism: Camellia sinensis
Lineage: Eukaryota; Viridiplantae; Streptophyta; Magnoliopsida; Ericales; Theaceae
Product: transcription factor MYB41-like
Source: RefSeq, a predicted model, not a curated record
AUGGGAAGAUCACCUUGUUGUGAUAAAAAUGGUACAAAGAAAGGUCCUUGGACACCAGAGGAAGAUCACAAACUCAUUCAAUACAUUCAGAUACAUGGACCUGGCAACUGGCGAACCCUCCCAAAGUAUGCUGGGCUGCAAAGAUGUGGCAAGAGUUGUCGGCUUCGAUGGACAAACUACUUGAGACCUGAUAUAAGGAGAGGAAGGUUUUCGUUUGAAGAAGAAGAGACUAUUAUCCAAUUACACAGUGUUCUCGGCAACAAGUGGUCAGCCAUUGCUGCUCAAUUGCCCGGAAGGACUGACAAUGAAAUCAAGAAUUACUGGAAUACUCAUAUCAGAAAAAGACUCCUUAGAAUGGGUAUUGAUCCAGUGACUCAUAGUCCCUGCCUCGAUCUUUUGGACAUGUCAUCAAUCCUUAGCUCGGCUCAGCUCAAUCUUUCAAACUUUCUGCCGCUUCAAACACUAGUAAAUCCUGAACUCUUAAGGCUUGUCACCACUCUCUUGGCAUUAAAUCCUGAAAACCCAGAACUGCUUUUGCAAGAACUUCAAGAGAACCAAAAUUUUAAUACCCAAUUGCAAAAUCAAACUCAUUUGCCCGAACCCAAUAAUCUGUUCCAAACUCUGGAUCAAAAUCAAACUCAUGUGCUCGAACCCAAUCUAUUCCAAACUCCGAUUCAAAAUCAAAUGCAAUUCAUGCAAGGAAUGAGCAUGGGACAAUUUUCUUGCCAAAAUUCGCAAGAAAACUUAACUUCAAGUUUAAAUGAUCUAUCGGGUAACUCAAGAUUCCAACCAAUGAAGAACAACCAGAAUUUCACAUUUGAUUCAGUUAUGUCUACAUCUAUGUCGAGCCCAACGCCCUUGAAUUCAUCAUCCACAUUCAUCAACAGCAACACUAAUACUGAAGGUGAGAGAGAAAGCUACUGCAGCAGCAUGUUGAAGUUCGAAAUUCCUGAGAGUUUAGACUUUGUUAAUUUUAUGUAAAUAUUGUUUUUGCUUUGAGAGGACU